AAGAUUUAUAGAUGUAUGUUGCGGUGGCAAAAUUGCAGUAGAAUUCUUCCUAUAUCCUUUAGAUUUUGUUAAAAUUAUCUGUCUUUAUCUUAGUUUGAAAUCCAUUAUCAUCCCACAAUAAAAAGUAACAACAAAAGUAAAUAUAGUAGUAUGAUUGGAUUAGGAUUUAGGAGAAAAAUCAGGAACAAUUUUUGGCAAUCUAAAUAUCACCCUCCUCUGUGCUCUCAUCUAUAAAAUCUCACCGCCUCUGUUCCUUUUAACCUCUCACACCCUUGCAAACUCUUUUAUCUCUCUCUUCCUAUAUUUUUCGAAUCAUACUAGUAUUCUUUGUUCAGAGAUAAACAACAAGAACUGUAACCAUGCUUGUCUACCAAGAUCUUCUUACAGGCGAUGAGCUUCUCUCUGACUCAUUCCCCUACAAGGAAAUUGAAAAUGGAAUGCUGUGGGAAGUGGAUGGAAAGUGGGUUGUUCAAGGAGCAGUAAAUGUAGAUAUUGGUGCUAACCCUUCUGCAGAAGGUGGAGAUGAGGAUGAGGGAGUUGAUGAUCAAGCUGUCAAAGUGGUUGAUAUUGUUGACACUUUUAGACUUCAGGAACAACCACCUUUUGAUAAGAAGCAAUUUAUUACAUAUAUGAAGAGAUAUAUUAAGUUGCUGACACCCAAAUUAGAGGCAGAGAAGCAAGAGUUGUUUAAGAAACACAUUGAGGGAGCAACCAAGUUCCUCCUCUCAAAGCUCAGUGACCUCCAAUUUUUUGUGGGGGAGAGUAUGCAUGAUGAUGGAAGUCUUGUCUUUGCAUACUACAAGGAAGGUGCUACUGAGCCAACUUUUAUCUACUUUGCCUAUGGGUUGAAGGAAAUCAAGUGCUGAACACAUGCCUUUAAGAUUUUAGAUUGUACUACAGGCCCCCUAGUUAUCAUAUUUGAGCUGAGAAGCUUUGUUUUUAAAUUCUAGUCAUUGUGUUUUAGGUUUUGGUUCAGUGUGUUUUAAGGAGGUUGUUUCCAGAGUUUAAUUUCGUAUCAGAGGAACAUUUUAUUAUAAUUGUUUUAAUCGACUAAUGUGUUUUUGUUAA
Messenger RNA from Cajanus cajan (pigeon pea), 1068 nucleotides. Its product is annotated as translationally-controlled tumor protein homolog. Gene Ontology annotation, molecular function: calcium ion binding. The record is from RefSeq and is a predicted model, not a curated record. NCBI's taxonomy places the organism in Eukaryota, Viridiplantae, Streptophyta, Magnoliopsida, Fabales, Fabaceae. Gene Ontology annotation, cellular component: cytoplasm.